AUGAAAUUCGGCAAGUAUUUGGAAGCCAGACAGUUAGAAUUGGCGGAGUACAACAGCCAUUUUAUUGAUUAUAAGGCUUUAAAGAAACUUAUUAAACAAUUGGCUAUUCCUACUUUAAAGGCUAGUUCAGAUUUAGAUUUACAUUUGACGUUAGAUGACAUUGACGAAAAAAUUAUACAUCAGAGACUGCAAGAAAACAAAGCUGCCUUUUUUUUUAAACUAGAAAGGGAACUGGAAAAAGUCAAUGGAUAUUAUUUGGCAAGAGAGUCCGAUUUAAGGAUAAAAUUUAAUAUUUUACAUUCAAAAUAUAAAGAUUAUAAAUCAAAUGGUAAACUGAAUUCAAACCAAGCUACCUCAUUCAAAAACUUAUAUGCGGCUUUCAAAAAGUUUCAAAAAGAUCUUAGAAAUUUGGAGCAAUAUGUUGAGUUAAAUAAGACCGGAUUUUCAAAAGCUCUAAAAAAAUGGGACAAGAGAUCUCAAUCUCAUGACAAAGAUUUUUAUCUUGCUACUGUUGUUUCCAUUCAACCAAUUUUCACAAGAGAUGGGCCACUAAAACUAAAUGAUGAAACUUUGCAUAUUCUUUUAGAGUUGAAUGAUAUUGAUAACAACAACAGAAGGGCAGACCUACAAUCCAGUACGUUUACUAAUGAAGAGGACGAUAGUAAUAGCAGUAACAAUAAUAAUAAUAAUAAUAAUAAUAAUAAUAAUAAUAAUAAUGAUAACAACAACAACAACAACAACAACAACAACAACAACAACAACAACAACAACAACAACAACAACAAUAAUAAUAAUAAUAAUAAUAACAAUAACACCUUGCGCAAGAAUUAUGAAUUGGCAACGGUAAGGAAUUCCGAAAACCAACUUGAACAACUUUUCCAAGUAUCCUCCUCUUCUUUGGAUGUGGAGAUGGAAAUUGAAAACUGGUACAAGGAGAUUUUGAAUAUAGCAACGGUGAAAGAUAUUCAGAGAAAACAUGCAUUAUUAAGGAAUUUUACAGAAACCAAGAUAUUUACAUACCUACUACAAAAUUCUUCAGAAUCUUUUCAUAAAAAUGUGUUCUCUUUAUUGAAAGAAUGCCUAACGACGCUAUUUUUAUUGCUGGUGGCUAGUCCUUUAGACGAUAAUUCUCUGCAUAUUUUUUACAAAAGCAAUCAAGAUCAUAUUGAUCUGUCAUAUUGUGAUGAAGAUGAUCAAGUGUUUUCACGAAAAAACGUAUUUCAUGAAGCUGCAAGUUGUCCAGAAAAAUCACGCUUAUUCAUUCUUGAUGAAGCCUUAACAACAUCAAAAUUAUCUAAAGAAACAGUACAGAAGUUACUAAAUGCUCGAGAUAUACAUGCCAGGGUGCCGCUACAUUAUGCUGCAGAGCUAGGAAAACUGGAAUUUGUUCAUUCGUUGCUGAUCACUAAUCUUUUAGAGGACGUUGAUCCUAUUGAUAGUGAUUCUAAGACACCCUUGGUUUUGGCAAUCACGAACAACCAUAUAGAUGUUGUUAGGGAUUUACUAACCAUUGGUGGCGCAAACGCAUCGCCCAUUGAAAAGCCAGUUUUGGAUUAUAGUAAGAAUGUAAUUAGCUCUACUAAAGUCCAAUUCGAUCCAUUAAAUGUCGCUUGCAAAUAUAAUAAUCAUGAUGCUGCCAAGUUACUUUUAGAAAUUCGGAGUAAGCAAAAUGCUGAUAAUGCCAAAAACGAAAGCUCACAGCAUUUAUGUCAGCCGCUUUUCAAAAAGAACUCAACAGGGUUAUGCACUCUUCAUAUAGUGGCCAAGAUUGGCGGCGAUCCACAAUUGAUUCAAUUAUUGAUACGUUAUGGGGCAGAUCCCAAUGAGAUUGAUGGAUUCAACAAAUGGACACCCAUUUUCUACGCUGUUCGCUCAGGUCAUUCUGAAGUUAUUAGUGAAUUAUUGAAGCAUAACGCUCGUCUAGACAUUGAAGAUGACAACGGGCAUUCCCCACUCUUUUACGCCUUAUGGGAAAGUCACGUUAAUGUUUUGAAUGCACUUUUACAAAGACCGAUAAGCUUGUCAUCUGUAUCUCUAAAUGAAGCAAACUCACAGUCUAGUACACAACGUCUUAAUACAAUAGAUCUAACCCCAAAUGAUGACAAAUUUGAUUCAGACAUUCAAGAUAGCAUUCCUGAUUUUGCUUUACCACCACCAAUUAUUCCACUUAGAAAAUAUGGUCACAAUUUUUUGGAGAGAAAAAUUUUCAUUAAAUUAAAAUUAAGGCCAGGCCUCGAGUCUAUCAAACUAACUCAGGAUAACGGCAUCAUUAUGUCAUCAUCACCAGGCAGAAUUACUUUAUCUUCUAACUUACCUGAAAUAAUACCGCGUAAUGUUAUUUUACCUGUUAGGUCUGGCGAAAUCAAUAACUUUUGUAAAGAUAUCAGCGAAACGAAUGAUGAAGAAGAUGAUGAUGAGAUUAGUGAAGACCAUGAUGAUGGUGAGAUAAUUUUCCAAGUAGAUUCCAUCGACGAUUUUUCAAUGGAUUUCGAGAUAUUUCCUUCAUUUGGCACAAGGAUAAUUGCCAAGACAACAGCAAUGCCAUUCCUUUUCAAGAAAGCGGCAAUAAAUAGUAUCACAACCAUGAAUUUGCCCUUAUUCGAUACAAGAUUAAACAAUAUUGGUUCUCUCACUUUGGAUUAUCAGAUUAUUUUUCCGUAUCCAGGAAACCCACUGAAAAUCAUAAAGUAUGAGCCAUACUGGAAAUCUACAGGAAGUGAUUUAAUGACCUCUAGCAAAGACGGCAACUUUGUAACUUCGUCGUCUUUGAAUGGAAGUUUUAUCAGCGUAUUAGUCUGUACUCUGAAUGAUGAAACAAUAGUGGCUGCGCCAAAACCGUACAUUGAAUUCAAGGGCACGAAGAUUCCGUUAAAUGAUCUAACGAAAGCACAGUUAGAAAAAGUAGUGGACUAUGAUUUUGGUAAAAUUGAUGGAAGCUUCGAUGAAGUAACAUUGAAACAAUACUUAUCUUCGAGGGUAGUUCCUUUAAGAAGCUUAUUAGAAGUUAUUCCUGGGUCAGUGCAGCUGGUAAUUCGCGUCUAUUUUCCAACAGAUAGAGAAGUUGAUACAAUUCCCAUCAAAAUAUCGCCAUUUAUAAAUAUCAAUCAGUUCAUUGAUAAACUAUUACUAAUCAUUUUCGAGCAUGAACGAUUUUUGCGCCACAACGGGAGUGGCAGUAUGCGUCAAAUAGUUUUCAGCUCAUGCAAUUGGGAAGCUUGUUCGAUCCUCAACUGGAAACAGCCCAAUUUUCCAGUUUUGUUGCAAAUGAAAAACCUACUCAGGGAUUCAACUACCGGAAGAUUUAUAAGUGAUACUCCUAAUUGUUUGAAAGAACUAGCUGUGAAUCCACAAAAGAUGUCGUAUUUAAACACAGAACCAAUAAAUAUACAUACAAUGGUUCAAUUUGCCAUGAACAAUAAUUUGUUAGGUGUGACGCUGCCAUAUGAAGUAUUGAAGAUAUGCCCGUCAUUGGCCAGGAUCAUCAAACAAAACGGACUAUUAUUGAUUGCCUCGGUCGGCGAAAAUGAGCAAAUGCCAACUGAUGGAGGUUACAGUGGGCUCUACUACGCUUGUGAGUUACUUUUUGAGAAUAAUAUUGAUAUGUGA
Messenger RNA from Saccharomyces paradoxus, 3606 nucleotides. It is a transcript of the gene PHO81, whose product is annotated as Pho81p. Gene Ontology annotation, biological process: lipid metabolic process. Gene Ontology annotation, molecular function: protein binding; phosphoric diester hydrolase activity. Lineage: Eukaryota; Fungi; Ascomycota; Saccharomycetes; Saccharomycetales; Saccharomycetaceae. The record is from RefSeq and is a predicted model, not a curated record. Bases 1 to 3606 code for a protein of 1201 amino acids. The transcript has a single exon.